Chlamydomonas reinhardtii is the source of this 1956-nucleotide messenger RNA. RefSeq lists its product as uncharacterized. The record is from RefSeq and is a predicted model, not a curated record. Bases 116 to 793 code for a protein of 225 amino acids. The transcript has 6 exons. Lineage: Eukaryota; Viridiplantae; Chlorophyta; Chlorophyceae; Chlamydomonadales; Chlamydomonadaceae.
GUAACUUAGCUCGUGACGGUUCAACUCAUAUCGCGUGUGUUGCUACUCCAAACCUCUCAGGCGGCUUUUGCUCUGCACAGUUGCGCCAGCAAAGAUGCUCCACACGAGAACCAGCAUGUGCCGGCCUGUGCCGUGCGGGACCAGCCGUCGCGCUCUGGUCGUGACGGCUUCUGGACCCGGCUCCUUCCCCAGCCGUCCCGGCGGCUCCUCCCGCGUCCCCAUGUCCCCGGUGGGAUCGGACGAUGAGGUGCCGUCGGACGCGGAGGGCGACGUGCCUGUGGUGGGCAUCCGGCCGUCGGGCGGAGCCUUCCGCGGCACGCCCACCCCCGAGCCCGGCACCGCGGGCCACGUGGGCGAGCUGGCCUUCACGCGGCCGGGCGGCGGAGCUACGCGCUUUAACAUGCCCUCCUCCUCCUCCUUCACCCCCGCCAGCGGGCCCUCCUCGCCCAUCGACUCGCCCUCGCGGUUCUCCCGUCCCGCUGGCGGCGCCGCGCGCAUGUUCCCCAGCGCUGUGGGCGGCGGCGGUGGCAGCAGCGGCGGCAGCAGCGGCGGCAGCGGCGGCUCGGGCGGCAGCGGCGGCUCGGGCGGCGACGACGAGCCCCUGGGCUUCUCCAGCCUGGCGCCUUGGGCCCUGGCCUAUGUCGGCAUCUGCGGCGCGCUCUUUGCCGCACAUGAGGUGUUCCUGAAGAAGCCGGCGCCGCCGAAGAAGGCUUGCUGCGGGGGCAAGAAGGCCGCGCCGAACGCGGCCGCGCCCGCGCCUGACGCCAAGGGCGGCAAGGGCAAGGGCAAGUGAGGCGGCUGGGUUGGCGGCAGCUUUGGAGGGCUCUGGGGUGAUGGGCGGUAGGCGGCCCGGGAUAGCGCCUCAGCGGCAGUGACGGCCUGUAAGCCGCUGUAGCGCAGCGCGUGUCGCACUGCGGUAGCUGCGCGAGUUGGCAAGUGUUGCCGAUACCGCCGUGUGUGGCCGCGGCAGCACACCGUUGCAGCGGCAGGGGGUUGGUGUGGCCUGUCCAGCGCAGGCGCAACGCUGGUGCCGAUGUCAGGGCCAAGUCCUGCACCCCAGACGCACUGCUGGUUCCAGAUGCUGCGGGGCGGGACAGGUACUGUAGCGGCGAGAGCGCGCAGGCGAUGGCGCGGAGGUGACGUCAGCUACAGGUGACAGCAGGCCUGGGGUGCCAGGUGGGCUUGAAGUGCCUGUGCGUGAUACUUGUUGGAUCGUGACUUCGGCGUAUUGCUUUAUCCAAGUACUGUGGAGCGCAGCGGCGGGUUACCCGAGAGAUACAAUCGAGACUGGACAGGAUUGGUUUAGUACCAUUGUAGCGUGUGUGUAUCGUGGGAUAGGUGGCUUUUUUUCGGGCGGCGGGCAUUGAACUCUACAAACGAACGCCACCGUGGGCGGCGGUGAGUGUAGGACCUGGGAGCUCGGGGAGAUGCACGUGUGCAGGGCAGUAAGCAAAGAUGAAGGUAAGGUGUUUCCAAGCAAAAUUUAAGGAAAGGUAUUUUGGUGUGGUACAGAUAAGCAUGGUUUGCUAUGGCGUGUCCAUGCCGCCAUCUGUUUUGCUGCAUAAUACGGCGUUAAGUCGGUCACGGCGUUUUUUGACGUGACGUGCCGAACAUUGCACCGUAUUGUUCAGGGUCGGUUCCCUGUAAUGGUUUUGACGAGAUGGGGCAGUAGCCACGAAACGGGCAGUAGCCUUUACACGCCUUUUGCAAGGAGGAGCAAUUGCUGUGCAAGGGGGUGUUCAGGUGUGUCCACGAGUGCAUGGCAUAGGAUGCGGUAGCUGGUCAGGGGCACGCGGCUGCCGGCGGCUUCUUAAGCCUUGUAUAGGUGGUGGACGCUUUGGCAGCAGGUGAAGGGCGACUAGCGCAGGCUCGGAAAGCCCUGUUAGCAACGCAGCACGCUCGGAUCAGGCAAUGGUGAAGGGAAUUGUGACGUGGUGGCUGUAACGAGUUUGUUUC